Molecule: messenger RNA, 396 nt
Organism: Penicillium paradoxum
Lineage: Eukaryota; Fungi; Ascomycota; Eurotiomycetes; Eurotiales; Aspergillaceae
Exons: 1
Coding region: 1-396 (131 amino acids)
Source: RefSeq, a predicted model, not a curated record
AUGGGCAUCCCACCAGAAUACGAGGCUUUCUACAAUGAUCCCGCGUUCUUCCUUGGAAAACUCUGCGGGAACUCUCUCGACUACCUGAUCUACGUCUACAUCCCCAUCAUCAUAGCGAUGAUCCUGAUCCUCGGAAUCGCAUUCCUGACCUUUAUCAAACUUUCAUCGAUCCUCCAAUGGGAUUUGGGUUUUACUAAGAAGGAGAAGACCAGUGUUGCGAUUUCUUCGAGGUCGGCGUCAGGCUUGAUCAACACCUCAGAGCUGAAGAAGAGGCUUGAGAUUGAGCUCGAACUUCUUGGGGAGAUGGUCGCAGCGAGGGAGGAGAGAUUGGAGGCUUUGAAGGACGUGAAUGAUGAUGGCUCGUUUUUGGAGGUGGAGAAUGUGGACUCGGAGUAG